This is a messenger RNA of Zootermopsis nevadensis, 2390 nucleotides long. RefSeq lists its product as uncharacterized. The record is from RefSeq and is a predicted model, not a curated record. NCBI's taxonomy places the organism in Eukaryota, Metazoa, Arthropoda, Insecta, Blattodea, Termopsidae.
CCGAGGUCAAGAAUGAGUAGGAGCUAUAAUACACUACUUCUCUCCCCAAGCGACCUACUUGGCUGCUUUACUUUACGGUGAUAACAAAAUGAUGGCUGUGGAAGUUCGUGAGGUAGACACUGAGAUUGCGCAUAUUCCGGUACGGUACACACCUUCCGAGAUCGUUCAACACAAUCUCUCCAUAGAUGACAGCAGCGUACUGAACCGUACGAGUUUAGAUAAUCGAUUUAAAAGUCGUUGCUACGCAGUGUUAGGUCACCAUCAUACCCAAUCUGAACACGAUUGUUUUGCGAGUAAUAAUUUUGCGAAACCCCAACACAACAUGAAUCAUGGAAGACUGAAGAAAGUUACCACUGCCAAAUAUAACGACGGAGAUCUCAAGCAAAGGUGGGGAGAAACAUUAGAAAAAUCCAGCAAGGCCUCGGACAUUCGCAUUUCUUUUGCCCUCGCAUCCCUCCCCUCGGACAUGUGCGAGAGCGUCGCUCGCAUCCUGAAGCUGGACAACCCGCCUUGCAACCGACCUCCAGAUUUUGAGGACGGUGAAGAGUUUGUAGUAGGAGAGGAGAGCGAAUCGGACAUGCCGCUAGAUGACCUGCAAAGUGUCACCCUGUCUUCAGACCUGUGUGUGAACUAUCCGACAAGCAGACAUACCGAGUCUCAAACUUUUGAAAGCAAUCCAUAUCUCAAGUUCCUGAACAAACCCGAACACCUUGCUGCCACUUGGCGACCUAAAGAUGAAUUUAUGAUGCCACCUGGAUCGUCCAUUACCGCUGCUAAUCCGCUUCUUACUGACCCGAAGAAAACCCUGAGCUACAAGGCGAAAGCAGUCACUAACGCUAUCAUAAAAAAUUUCUGCCAAUGGGUAGAAAAUCUUGGUGGUGAGGAAAAGUCACGAAUGACCGAGGAUGCAGUGCAGCAAAUGUUCGAGAUCGGCUUUGACGCUCCCGCAGCCAGAUCCCUCUGUAUUGAGAUUUGAAGAACUACCUGUGGUGCUUGAUAACGCUGCUCAAGCAUGCAACCUGCCGGAGAAUGCGAUAAGUGCUGGCCUUCGCCUCGAGAUCCUGAGGGACGUGAGAAAGCCUGCGCGCCGAACAGGGUGUGGCACUGCUUUGCCCACCACGCCACCAGUCCGCCACCGACCACCCAGAAACCAGACCCAUAAGCACUGGCUAGACUGCCCGACCCUUCACAAGGACCUUGAAUCAACGGAGGUUACAAGGGAGAGCAUCACGAAGCUCAGGUAAUUUAGACGAGUGAUAUCUACGGAUAUGAGAAGCCAAGGCUACACUGAAAGGGCCGUAGUGCUAAAAAAGACAAAGAUAUUCGCAGUUACCCAGCAGAAGGACAGGAGGACUCAGGUGAACCACACCAUCAGUUGGGUAUAAACGCGGAGGCAUGGGUUCAGUUCCAGAACCGUUUGUUUGAGUAUACUGUUUGUACUGCAGUAGUCAUCUUCAAACUCAAUAAAAGAAACACUGUCCUAUUAACAACAAAGUAAAAACCAGUGGCGGCUCGUGAGUCUGAGUAGUUGUAGUGCUGUACAAAGCGGAAAAAUCAGAAUAGUUUUUCAACACAAAACGACAUAAAUAAAUGAAAAGUAAAUUUACAUCAGGAGAAAACCCAUACGUGCUCGACGAUGUUUUAACUAUUUGUAAGUCCUGAAGAUGGUGGCCAUGAUUUUUUACAUCAUUUUUUUCAGUCAAAGACAAUUUAGAAAAAGUAUUUUGCUGUAACUAUGAUGCACUUCCUUUGCUCAUUAUCAUUAUCAGAACAAAAAAUAGUCAGCACACAGAAUUAUUGAACACUCAUUAACAAUAACCACAAAACGAGUCUAAAACACGUAGUACCAGACAAGCGUGUUUACUAUAAGCUGGCUGCGGGGACCGCAGCUCUGAUUCGCGCAGUAACAGUGAACUGCCCCUCACUCUACCUCACACUGCGCUCACAACUUUAGACCGGCCAGCCGCGCUGAAAUACUUGCAGCCGGCAAUAUUAAAAUAAUGAUAUAGAGGAAAUAAAGUGUUACAAAUUAUAUAAACACAAAAAAUAAUAUUUUUCAAUUUUUGAAAAAUUAUAAGGGGUGCUGCAACUCUGCAGCUCUUACGGAUGGGCCACCACUGUGAAAAACACAUUCAAGUCAUCACGUUCAGAGUAUAGUAAAAGUUAACACCUUCAUAAUAACAUCUGAAAGCAUUGAAUUCAGCAUUGUCAAAUAAACAUAUUGACUGACAACGUUAAAUACUCUGUGCUAUUAGCUAUGUGUACCAAGUUCAAACACAAAACCUUGUACAUCAUUUAAACCAAAGUUGGCUGAGCAAUUAAUAUUACUUAUGUCUCAGUUCCACAGUCUUAAUUGGAAAUCCUUCUUAAUAAAUUUAUCACAGAUCUUA